This is a messenger RNA of Truncatella angustata, 1128 nucleotides long. RefSeq lists its product as uncharacterized. NCBI's taxonomy places the organism in Eukaryota, Fungi, Ascomycota, Sordariomycetes, Amphisphaeriales, Sporocadaceae. The transcript is spliced from 3 exons. The record is from RefSeq and is a predicted model, not a curated record. Bases 285 to 1016 code for a protein of 243 amino acids.
UCGUGGCAUUUGCAGACGCGCGUCGACAUCUGGGGGGGUAAUAGGAACGAGAUGCGAGCGACGUGAAUUAGAUUUGUGUUGCUAUGGUGGCCGUCCUCAGCCAUCAAAAUCUAAGCGUCGAUGCCUCAGUAUAAGUCUUGGUCUCUAUUCCCUUGCAGGUCCAACGUUCUUCACCAUUCAAGCCUUUCAAGUCAUAACCGGAGCUGCUGUAUUUAGUGUCUUCUUUCCACAGUCGUUUAUAGCGAUUCCAUUUAUUCAUUCCAAGAACAAACCCCAUAUACAAGAUGAGGUCUGCAUUGCCACUCGUUUUCGCCACUGCCGUGGCAGCCACCGACUACCAGUCCUACCGGUCGUUGUAUGGCUCGCUUUACAGCUCAGUUUGGCAGAGCUACUCUGCCUCAUUCUCCAACUGUGUCGUCAACGUAGCCGGCUCAACCUACUACAUCGGCACCGACCAGGGAUGUACCGUUACGUCGACAACCGAGGCCAGCAGCGCUUACUCAACCGCUACGUCGACAACCGAGGCCAGCAGCGCUUACUCGACCGAUGCUGCCUCUGGCUCUGGCUCUAGCUCAUAUGAGACGGUCACAGCCACCUCGUACAUCUACGCUACCGCCAGCAGCUACCCCUACUCAUCCGCCGGAACUUACACCGUCAGCGCUCCCUCGUACACCACGACAUACACCGUCAGCCCCACCAGUGGCGCCUCCUCCAACGAGGCCGUCGGCACCAGCUACGCUGAAUCGUCCGACGCCGGCUCCUCUUACGCUGCCAGCGGCUCCGAAUCAUCUUAUGCCGCCUACUCCAGCAGCGCCGCUGCCAACAGCUACGGCACUGGGUCCGCCAGCUCGUCUGCUGGCGCUGCUAGCGUCUCCUCCGAGUCCCCUCUCUACCCUAAGCCCUCGACCACCAAGGGUGCUAGCACCACGACCGUGGUCCCCGUUGCCACUGCUGGUGCGGCGACUCACGGGCCCAUGCUUGCCCUUGUAGGCGCAGCUGUGGCCCUUUUCUUCUAGAGUGAGGCAGUUGGUCGAAACAACUACAUGUUGCUUGCCGUGCUAGGGUAUCUCGGAAAAAUAAGAAAAGGGGUUAGAAAGGUUAGAAAACAUGGGGGGUAAGCUGGCGUUU